Molecule: messenger RNA, 441 nt
Organism: Peniophora sp. CBMAI 1063
Lineage: Eukaryota; Fungi; Basidiomycota; Agaricomycetes; Russulales; Peniophoraceae
Source: the annotation of a GenBank genome assembly
AUGGAAGAGGGAACAAAGUCUAAGAAAACGGUGUUUGUGGGUGGGCUGGCAGAUAAUGUGGAUGAGAACCUUCUCCUGGAGACCUUCUCGACCUUUGGCGACGUUAUCGAGGUCCAAUUGCCCACGCAGGUCGCCCAUGGAGCGCAGCCGACAGAGGCUAAGCACCGAGGGUUCGGAUUUGUCACUUUCUCGUCCGCGGGGGACGCGCAGGAUGCCAUUGACAAUAUGGACAUGAACGAGCUACAAGGGAAGGUGCUCAAGGUCAACAUUGCUCGACCGAUGAAGGCGCAGCCACAACUACAAGGGAACCGCGCAGUAUGGGAGUCUGAAGAGUGGCUCAAGGAGUACGCAAAACCAUUAGCAGAAAGCGGAGGUGUCCAAAACAGAGGCAAAUCAGCCGAAGCAGAAAAUGCAGAGCAAGACGAGGCUAUGGAAGAGUAA